Psilocybe cubensis is the source of this 1377-nucleotide messenger RNA. RefSeq lists its product as uncharacterized. Bases 1 to 1377 code for a protein of 458 amino acids. Gene Ontology annotation, molecular function: protein binding. The record is from RefSeq and is a predicted model, not a curated record. Lineage: Eukaryota; Fungi; Basidiomycota; Agaricomycetes; Agaricales; Agrocybaceae. The transcript has a single exon.
AUGACUGAAAUACCAGUGAUCGGCCCUCCAGCCACACUGGCCAUCAAACCCAACCCUUCUCCCAUCUCUCUCAUUCCUGUCGAGAUUCUUGUAAAGAUAUUUCGCAUCGUAGCGGACACCUACGACUUCGACUGCAUCAAUUCGGUGCGGUGGCCGAACUAUCGGCCAAGGAGGCACCCGAUUCUCGACGUCGUGCGCCGCGUCUGCGUCCGCUGGUUUCACAUAGCAGGCUCCGACUCUACAUUGUGGACGACUUUAUUUCUAGAGCCGACUCUACUGGUAUCUGAUCCUGGUCGUGUCCUGGCUGGCCAGUCUCUCCGGGCGAAACGGGAGGAUAAAUGCACUGCGUACUCCGGCGACACUCGACCGCUUUCUGUGAUAAUCAACCCUCACCUGUACUGCUGGAGCAAGGACCAGCCGUUCGUAGCUCUGUCGUUCGUGUGCUUUUGCGCGGAGAUGGCGGUGCAGAUCAACCGGUGCAUCCAACCCCAACUCAGCUCGCGCAUCGGGAGUCUUGCGCUACGGUUCACCCAACGUGAUCUUUUUAAACACUUUGAAAAUACAGUGCUUUCCGCUGCUGGCGCCGCGAUGCUCGUUAACCUGCACACGCUGUCUAUCGUCAUCGAGGGUACCGGAGCAAACAGGGUCUCUGUUAAUAUCCACUUGAAUGCCAUGUUCGCGGAGCUCAACAGCCUUCGACACCUUCACCUGGUUUCACACUACGGCGGAUUCGAGGUAUCUGACACACUAGGUCUACGCCUUCAGACGUUCAAACUCGAGAGAAACGAAAUACAAUGCUCUGAGGUUAUAGCUAUUCUAAAAUUUAUGGAAUUUACACAGGCCAUAUGUCUAGAAGGACUAAGGCCCACGUAUAAAGCCCCCAGGGCCAGUGAGCUGCGCAGAGAACGAAUGUCCCGGCCGUGCCUGGAGAAGCUGGUUUUGAAGGGAUGCCACCUCCAAGCAAAGGCGCUGGAAUGCUUCUCGCUGCCAAAUCUCCGGGUCCUCGAGGUCGAAAACGCGUCUUUGAACCUGUUAUAUGACAGGCUCGUUCCGCUGAUCGAGCGCUCUGGAUGCACACUCACGCAUUUGAAGGUGUUCCACUACCAGGAGACACGCGAUUGUGACCGGUUACCCGAGAUUCUCCUCGACCGACAUAUCCGAUUUAUUGCCAAUGUUAUCGUUCGAUACAAGUUUUAUAGGAAAGCGGAGAGGCGAGCGGAACUUCGACGACGCGGUGUUGUACGAGACUACUUUGCGGGAUUGGAUCAGGAUCACAUGCGACGCGUCGUUUCACCUACUUUUAGCCAUGAACUUCGCCGUAGUCUCGAUCCUCGCCUCAAGGAUAAUUAUAUUUUAUGGGGAGAGUAUGACUCCUAG